Molecule: messenger RNA, 1046 nt
Organism: Sardina pilchardus (European sardine)
Lineage: Eukaryota; Metazoa; Chordata; Actinopteri; Clupeiformes; Clupeidae
Product: carcinoembryonic antigen-related cell adhesion molecule 5-like
Exons: 5
Coding region: 1-939 (312 amino acids)
Source: RefSeq, a predicted model, not a curated record
AUGGCAGACAAGCUGGUCGUCCAAAUGAGUAACUUUCAUAAAAAUGAGUCCAUAGAGUGUACAGCGGUGAACGUUCUGACUGGCAAGACCGAAAACAAGACAAUGAUUAUCCAUGUGACUGAUCCAAUCUCUGUUCUCCCCAUUAGUUCAACACCACCUAUUGCAGAUAGCUCCUAUGCCCUGAAGUGUGUUGGGGCACCUCAAAAUGCUAAUAUUCAGUGGACCAAGGAUGGGAAUGCAUUGUCCACAAGUGGCAGAGUCCAACUUUCUGAUAAUAAUGCUAUCCUUACGUUUGAUCUGCUCAGUAACUCUGACACAGGCGUAUAUCAGUGUGUUGCCAACGAGCAAGGAAGUGUCGUCCCUGGAGUUCCCUAUAAAGUGGAGGUCAUCUAUGGGCCACUGCAUGCGGAGAUCACUGUAUCUGGUGACAGAGCAGUUGGGAAGACUACACUCCUCCUCCCGGGGAAUUCUGCCACAUUUUACUGCUCAGCUCAGUGCAAUCCAGCAUGUGACUACGAGUGGUUUUUAAAUGGUAACAUGGAAACCGGAGAUGCCAACUUCUCCAUCAGCUCAGUAGAUGCGUCUGAUGUAGGUGUGCUUGCGUGUGCGGCGUAUAAUCCACUUACCCAAAACACUACCGUUGUGGAGACAAACAUUGAAUUGAUUGAUGGCCCAAAGAAUGUCAUUAUCUCUGGACCAAACUCAGUACAAGUUGGGGUCAAGGCCACUUUUGAGUGUUCAGCCGUCUGUAGCCCAUCUUGCGUUUACACAUGGGAGGUCUAUGGGAGAACUUUAAGUGGUAGUACGGUGGACCUCACCAUCAGUAAAUAUGUGGCAACUGAAACCCUAGUAUGUAUAGCACAGAAUGUUGUCUCUGGGAAGCUUGUAGGAGCAACUAAAACAAUUGAUGUUACAGAUCCUAACUGGUGUGGAUGUUGAACACAUUGCCAGAUUGAAUGCCUUCAUACAUACAAUAUGUAUGUUGGAGUAUUUCUCUGAUGUCGCCUUCAGAAAAGUACUGUUGGAUGCGACAAGGAAAGACAAGA